Somion occarium is the source of this 1578-nucleotide messenger RNA. Lineage: Eukaryota; Fungi; Basidiomycota; Agaricomycetes; Polyporales; Cerrenaceae. The record is from the annotation of a GenBank genome assembly.
CCGAACGCGUCAGUUUGUGACGGUGAGAUUGCAUCGUUCUAACCCUAGCCCAGGGUUAGAACGUUAAGACUUCUGGUCCAGCCUGUCAACAUUCUCACUACCGGCAGAACCGAUGUCUUGGAACUCGCCGUGGCUCGCAGCGACGGGCAUUCUUCUGGUCGUGGGUUACACUUUCUUUCUCAGGAGGCGAACAACUCCUGUUGCUCUAUACUUCUGCGAGCAUGAUGUCGUCGGAAACAAUGCGCCCCAUUUUAACCUCGGCGAUUUCGUAAAGCAGAAGGUUCCAGUGCUUGCUGCUGACUUUAAGCCGGUCUGGUGGCUGCCUGAAGGAAACUGUCAGACUAUAUAUACUUCGUUGGCAGACUUCACACACGUUGAUCACGUUGUCUAUGAACGCAAACUGCUUCGCGUUGCAGAUGGAGGCGUCAUUGCAGUAGACAUAUCGCCGCCUCUACACUCGCAUCCAAUUCAGCCAAACGAGGCUAUUGUUGUCAUCGCACAUGGUCUAACAGGCGGCUCUCAUGAACACUACGUCCGAGCUGCAGUCAAGGGCCUUACCGCACCGACGUCUGAAGGCGGCUUGGCUGCACGGGCGAUAGUCGCCAACUUCAGAGGAUGUAAUGAUAGCCCUGUCGUUACACCCAAAUUAUACCAUGCUGGUUCAUCAGACGAUAUCCGACCCAUUGUUCUCUGGGUCUCAUAUACAUUCCCUCAAUGUACUAUCUUUGGCCUCGGUUUCUCUCUAGGCGCAAACAUAUUCACCAAGUAUGUUGGCGAAGAGAGCGAUAGGUGCCCACUGAGUGGGCUGGUUUCGUUAGCAAACCCCUGGGACUUCUACGAAGGCGGGAAAUUUAACGAGAGCGGGUCAUUCGCUAACCGCUUCGUCUAUCGGUUCGUUCUUGGCGGCGCCAUGCGAUCACUCUAUCAUCGUAACCGAAAUGCCUUCCUUACCUCGUCGUCUUCACUCCUCCCUAAUAGCUUAUUGGAAAAGCUCUUCUCCAUGCCUAAGCUCUCUUUAGUAGAGUUCGACAAUCUAAUCACCACGAGGAUGUUUGGUUUCGAUGAUGCUUGGGAUUAUUAUACUCAAGUUAGCUCGUGCAAGGUUCUGAAUAAGAUUAGGAUCCCUGUUUUUGGGAUUAACGCGUUGGAUGAUCCGAUUUUGGGGACAGUGGGAUUACCCUAUGAAGAGGCGAGGAGGAAUCCCUGGCUCGUAUUGGCUACCACGAAGCAUGGGGGUCAUAUGGGCUGGUUCGAACGUGCUUCUAGUGGUGGGUUAGCUAGGUGGUAUGUUAAGCCUAUGACUCAAUUUUUCCAAGCACUUCUUGAGUGCGAUCUGCCUCCCCGACCUAGACCAGUUAUCCGUCAGAGUCAUAGUGGUCUAUUCCAAGAGGAAGGUAGACCCGAAGUCGCCUUUGCCGAGGUCCAUCCAGAGACUGUUGACCUCUUUAGCAGCGGCGAUGGGGAAUCGAAAUUAGUCUCGGGUUGGUGAGGCCAUGUUCUAGUGUCAGGGGGCGGUGAUUAGAUCUUCUAGAGUUGCUGGUAUUUAUUUGCUUUGGGCUAUGAAACGGAAAUAUUCGU